AUGCCAGCUUCGGAACCCCAAUUUCAUUACUGGAGAACACUUCUCUGGAGUCAAUGGUGCUUCACGCCGCCUCACCCCACGACACAAUGGACCGGCAGGACCGUGAUUGUAACGGGCGCGAACAUCGGCCUCGGAAGAGAAGCUGCGCGGCACUUUGCGCGUCUGGGCGCUGAGAAGGUCAUCAUCGCAGCGCGGAACAUAGACGCAGCCCAAAAAGCGAAGGCAUCCAUCGAAAUCUCGACCAAGUGUGGGCCCAGCGUCGUCGAAUGCUGGCCUCUGGACCUCUGCUCUUACGAUUCUGUCAAAGCGUUUGCAACGCAAUGUGGCACCUUGAAGCGACUAGACUGUCUUCUCGAGAAUGCCGGAGUGUCCAAGUACCGAUUCUACAAGACCGACGGAGCCUUGGACGAGCUCCAAAUCACAACGAACGUUGUGUCCACUUUUCUCCUUGCUUUUCUCCUCCUCCCGAAGCUCAAGGAGACAGCGCUCAAACACAACACUCAACCCCAUCUCACAAUCGUAACAUCAGAGCUGCACCACCAGGCCACGAUCCCAGAACGCAAAGCGCUCCGCCAGGGCGUCCACACCACGCUCCUCGAUGCUCUCAACGAUCCCCGCACAUCCAGCCGCUCAGGCCGCUAUCCGACUUCCAAGCUCCUGCAAGUGCUCUUGUUGCGGGAGCUAACAUCGUCUCUGGGAAAGGACUAUCCAGUGGUGAUCAACUGCGUGAACCCAGGUUUCUGCCACUCGGCCCUAACGAGGGACUUCGCACCUAUAGCGUAUAUCGGCAAGAUUGCGAUGCGGGCGAGAAGCACAGAAGUCGGAAGUAGGACGCUGGUGCAUGCAGCGAGUGCGGGGAGAGACUCCUUUGGCGAGUACUUGAGUAAUUGUCAGGUCGCGCUGGUGAGCAAUUUUGUAAGGACGAGCGAGGGAAGGGAGGUGCAGGAGAUGGUUUGGAGGGAGGUUCUGGGGAGGCUGGAGGGCAUUGAGCCGGGGAUUAGUAGGAAUUUGCGAUGA
Messenger RNA from Didymosphaeria variabile, 1017 nucleotides. RefSeq lists its product as uncharacterized. Lineage: Eukaryota; Fungi; Ascomycota; Dothideomycetes; Pleosporales; Didymosphaeriaceae. The transcript has a single exon. The coding region runs from base 1 to 1017 and encodes 338 amino acids. The record is from RefSeq and is a predicted model, not a curated record.